Penicillium canescens is the source of this 573-nucleotide messenger RNA. Its product is annotated as ribonuclease P Rpr2/Rpp21/SNM1 subunit. The coding region runs from base 1 to 573 and encodes 190 amino acids. Gene Ontology annotation, biological process: tRNA processing. The record is from RefSeq and is a predicted model, not a curated record. NCBI's taxonomy places the organism in Eukaryota, Fungi, Ascomycota, Eurotiomycetes, Eurotiales, Aspergillaceae. Gene Ontology annotation, cellular component: nucleolar ribonuclease P complex. The transcript has a single exon.
AUGGCCAAGGCUAAGGUUAAGAAAGAGGGCAAGAACGUCCAGGGUCAUAUUCGAGCCCGCCUAGAUUACCUUCAGAAAGCAGCUGUUUAUCUGCAAAAUGCGCAACAGAACACAGCCCACCAAGUGAUCUCUGAAGAGACUGGCAACUCAGCUUAUGCCCAAAAUGAUCUACACAGCAUUUCAAAUGGCAAAAAGGGUACGCAGGGCACGUCUGGCGCGAAAAAGACCACGGAGCCCAUGAACAACCUCUCCAGGGUAUGCGUAUCUCACCUGCGUGGCGUGGCAUUGAAGACUCAAAUCCGGCUGCCAAUCGCGCUGAAGAGAUCCGUCUGCAAGCGCUGCGAUACAAUCCUUGCGCCUGGAGUGAACUGCUCGCAUGAAAUCGAAAAUGCGAGUCGCGGCGGCAAAAAGCCAUGGGCUGACAUACUGGUCGUCCGCUGCUUCGUGUGUGGGACCGAGAAGCGUUUCCCCCAAACGGAAAAACGUGGAAAGAAGCUCGUGCAACGUCGUGAGGAAUCAGCGUUACAGCAUGAAGUUGCCGCUGCAAAUGCUGAGGUCGAGGAAGCGACGUGA